GCGAGGCGCGAGCGCGCUGCCAUAGCAACUCAACGGCGGCGGCGGCGGGCCGCCUCGUCCCUUUCGAGAAAGAGCGCGAGGGAGGGCGAGGGGUUUAAAAGCCCCGGCGAGUUCUCUUAGCUUUCUGGUUUUGGACCUAGUACAACCAUGCCUGUUCCAGAUGUUAUGUUCUGUGCGCAGCAGAUCCAUGUUCCUCCUGAACUGCCAGAUAUUAUGAAACAAUUUACCAAGGCUGCUAUCAGGACCCAACCGCGUGAUGUACUUCAGUGGUCUUAUGCGUAUUUCUAUGCUUUGUCAAAUGGAGAACCUCUUCCUGUGAAGGACCGUCUUGAAAGGCCAGUAGCCACACAGAAAAAUGACACUGGUCUGACUCCAGGACUCCUUAAAAUUUUGCAUAAACAGCUCUCUGAAAAGGAAACUGUGGAAAUAUCGGACCUUCAGAGAAAGUGGAAAAACUUGUGCUUGCCAAUGGAACAGCUCCGCAACCUUCUUCGACUGGACAAUUUUGCAGAAGGAGUGGAAUGGAUGAAGUUCUUUGCCCUUGCAUGUAGCGCUCUUGGUGGGUCCUUACUCAGUUCUAUGAAACAUGCCUGUGAAAUUCUUACAAAGGAUCCCGAAGGUGGAGCAGCCCGCAUUCCAUAUGACACUUUUGCAUUUAUCUAUAGCUACUUGGCUAGCUUAGAUGAGGAGAUAACGGAGGAAUCUACUGAGAAAUUCCUCAAGGCUCUUAAAGAACAAGUGUCACGCAAGGAAGAUAUGGUUGGAGUUGCAGAUUUCCGUCCGCUAAAGAAACCUUAAAUCAGGACUGAAGAGAAUGUGGAAUAACAUAACAUUAUCUGACAUAAAGUACAGAUUUUUAAAGUUAAUAAUA
Molecule: messenger RNA, 871 nt
Organism: Podarcis raffonei (Aeolian wall lizard)
Lineage: Eukaryota; Metazoa; Chordata; Lepidosauria; Squamata; Lacertidae
Gene: ROPN1L
Product: rhophilin associated tail protein 1 like
Exons: 6
Coding region: 148-798 (216 amino acids)
Source: RefSeq, a predicted model, not a curated record